Messenger RNA from Melampsora larici-populina 98AG31, 1522 nucleotides. RefSeq lists its product as uncharacterized. Gene Ontology annotation, biological process: mismatch repair; DNA double-strand break processing; DNA recombination. The annotation marks the transcript as partial. Gene Ontology annotation, molecular function: 5'-3' DNA exonuclease activity; metal ion binding; 5'-flap endonuclease activity. Lineage: Eukaryota; Fungi; Basidiomycota; Pucciniomycetes; Pucciniales; Melampsoraceae. The transcript is spliced from 3 exons. The record is from RefSeq and is a predicted model, not a curated record. Gene Ontology annotation, cellular component: nucleus.
CCUUCCUCAACAAAUCAUCAACGAUCGAUAUCAACUCUAAUAUAUCCAGCCUCUACUCCAAAUUCACCAAAUGGGCAUUCAAGGACUAUUGCCAUUCCUCAAAUCCAUUCAACGAUCCUCUCAUAUCAAGGAAUGGGCCGGUAAAACCCUCGCUAUCGAUGCUUACGUUUGGUUACAUCGAGCAGCAUAUGGAUGUGCACAAGAAUUAUGCCUUGGAACACGGACAACAAAACAUAUCGAUUAUGUAAUGGCAAGAGUGGACUUAUUACGACAUCAUGGGGUUAUACCUUAUGUGGUCUUUGAUGGUGACGCGCUUCCAGGGAAAAGAGGAACGGAAGAAGCACGAGAGAAAAGAAGACAAACCAAUUUAGCACUUGCAAAUUCACUUUUAUCAGAAGGAAAAAAAGAAGAAGCAAGAGAAGCAUUUGUAAAAGCAACGGAUAUCACACCUCAAAUAGCUCAUGAUAUAAUCUUAUCAUUAAAAGAAGCUGGAGUCAAAUAUGUAGUAGCACCAUAUGAAGCAGAUGCACAAUUAAGAUUCUUAGAACUUCAUGGUCAUAUAGAUGGAAUUUUAACAGAAGAUUCAGAUUUAUUAGUUUAUGGUGCCAAAAACGUUUUAUUUAAGCUAGAUCCACUUGGGCAUUGUAUACAUAUUUCUAGAGAUGAUUUUGGUAAAGUUAAAGAUACUCAAUUAUCACUUUGGACUGAUACCGAAUUUCGUCAAAUGGCUAUCUUGAGUGGUUGUGAUUAUCUACCUAGUAUACAUGGUUUAGGAUUGAAAAAAGCCUAUCAGCUCAUCAAAACUUACAAAUCAGCAGAAAGGGCUAUCAAGGCUACAAGACUAGAAGGCAGCCUCAAAGUUCCAUUAGGCUAUGAAGCCCUUUUCCGACGUGCUGAACUUACUUUUUUAUACCAAAUCGUCUACGACCCCACAACACGCAAACUGGUACACCUUCAUCCGCUUCCAUCAUCCCAACCCAAUCCUGAGGACCUCGUGAGCUGUGGUGAAUUCUGGGAAGACCAAGUUGCGGUGGCCGUAGCCGAAGGGCGCGCCGAUCCUUUCACAAAGACGACCUUCCAGUCAAGUAUCAAUGUCCUACCCUCCGUGUCUACUUCUCGCUUUAUCGAGAGAUCAAGGCCAUCUCAAAGAUCACAUCCUUCAUCGAAACCCACCGCUAUUCCAAAUCAGCGUACACUGAAGAGUUUCGCUUUUACUGCAUCGCCCGAGGUCAAUAGCAAAGCUCGCCUGGCAUCCUCAGCCGAACUCUCUGCCGGUCAAGGUGCACUGCAUCCCAUCGAAAACUCGAUUCUUCAGCCGACCUUGCCACAGACCUCCAAGCCAUUGAGCAGCAAGUUUUUCGCCGCUGGAUCAAAAGAUCAAGAUGAAAAUGUUCCAACUCCACCUUUUGUACCUAUAGAAACAUCGAGUAGUACUUUAACUUUUGACGAACUGGUUCCAGAAGAUGCUGAACCAUUAUCACAAGAAGCUUGGAGUGAAAUCUCGGAAACAGGUGGAUCAGAU